AUGUCCGAUUUUAAGGAAAAGGUGUCGGAAAAGAUCCACGAUGCCUCGGAAAAGGUCCACGAUGCUACCGGUAAAUUCGGCGGCAUGCUUGACCAGGCUGAGGCUGGCAACAUUCCCGGUACCAAGGGUAAACAUCCUGUUUCUGCUGUUAUCGGCACAGCAUUGACUGGUGGUAUGGGAAAUGCUGGCACCAAGGGCUACCUUGCGGCCUACAUCAAGGAGUUGGAAGACAACCCUCUCCGUACCAAGAUGCUCACUGCGGGUACUCUAGCUGGUACACAAGAGCUCUUCGCUUCAUGGCUCGCCAAGGACCGAAACAAGCACGGCAACUACUUCACUGCUCGUGUCCCCAAGAUGGCCGCCUAUGGCGCUCUGAUCAGCGCUCCUCUGGGUCAUUUCCUCAUCUGGGCACUUCAGAAGGCUUUCAAGGGACGCACCAGCCUGCGCGCCAAGAUUCUGCAGAUUCUUGUCAGCAAUCUUAUCAUUGCUCCCAUUCAAAACAGCGUCUACUUGGUCGCCAUGGCUCUCAUUGCCGGUGCUCGUACCUACCACCAGGUUCGUGCCACCGUCAAGGUUGGCUUCUGGAAGGUGAUGCGUGUUUCGUGGAUCACUUCCCCCAUCUGCCUGGCUUUCGCCCAGAAGUUCCUCCCUGACCAGCUCUGGAUCCCCUUCUUUAACAUCGUGUCUUUCAUCAUCGGCACAUACAUCAACACGAUUACCAAGAAGAAGCGCCUUGCAGCUCUCCGCAAGAAGCACUUCGGUGACGACCGCCGAUCUAACGCUGGCGACAUGCGCCCAGGCCGCCCCGAUGACUACCCUCCUCCUGGCAUGGGCGGUCCCGGCGGUCCCAACCCUCCCUACUAA
Messenger RNA from Fusarium coffeatum, 864 nucleotides. RefSeq lists its product as uncharacterized. The coding region runs from base 1 to 864 and encodes 287 amino acids. The transcript has 3 exons. The record is from RefSeq and is a predicted model, not a curated record. Gene Ontology annotation, cellular component: cytoplasm; membrane. NCBI's taxonomy places the organism in Eukaryota, Fungi, Ascomycota, Sordariomycetes, Hypocreales, Nectriaceae.